UGUUGUGAAUGAAUUGAGCAUGGAUUCAAGUGCGCUGAAUUGUAUUGCAAGAAUAGGUCGGUGUAAACAUUAUCUUGAUAUUUUAGGUCUCUCAGUUUUUCUUUAACGAAGUGACACACACUCAUCAUUACUGUGGAUAUCUGCGCUGCUGAUUUAGCUGUAACAGUUACCCAUGAUGAACUUUGACGGUCUCGACCCUGGGAUGGGUGAGUACCCACCCAGCCUUCACGGGACUCUGGACGCGGGGAUGGAGCCCUCCAUGGACCCCCAUCUUAACCCCAGCUUACUGCAGGGUGUAGAGCUUGAUCCAGAGGGGCUGGCCGUGACUGUCCCUGAGCCUGUGCAUCUCAUGGAGGGGAUGUUUUCCGAGUUACACAGCGUAGUUUCAGAAGUUGGCAUCCCAGUCACUGCAACACAUUUCGAUCUCCAGGAGGAAAUGCUCUGGAUGGGAAACCACAGAGGUCACGUAACCUCAUUCUUUGGACCUACAAUGGGCCGCUAUUCUUCUUUCCAAGUGCAUGCAACAGAUGACAUCCGACACAUUCAGAGUUUGGAAACAGGCGUCCUCUUCCUUUCUAAGUGUAAUCUCAAAUGCCACACUCGUGGGGGCCUUGUCAUGUUUGACUACCCGAUGGAGGAAGGCGCUGAUAUGCACAGUCUCCUCAUGACUGAUAACAACACCUUGCUUUUGGGCGGAUUACAAAACUAUGUGGUUGAAGUUGACUUGAAUACUGUUCAAGAAACUCAGAAGUUCACUGUUGAGGUACCUGGAGUGGCAAUAAUGCGCCAGACCAAUCGUUUCUUCUUCUGUGGGCACACUUCUGGCAAGGUGACCCUUCGGGACCUGCGCACCUUCAAGAUGGAGCAUGAGUUUGAUGCAUUCUCGGGCAGCCUCUCAGACUUUGAUGUUCAUGGAAACCUUCUGGCUGCGUGUGGUUUCUCCAGCCGAGGUCUGAAUGGGUUGUCAUGUGACCGUUUCCUCAUGGUGUAUGACCUCCGUAUGAUGCGAGCUGUUACGCCACUUCAGGUGCACGUGGACCCCCUCUUUUUACGCUUCAUUCCUACCUACACGUCACGACUGGCAAUCAUCUCACAGACAGGUCAGUGCCAGUUCUGUGAGCCCACUGGUCUCGCCAAUGUGGCAGACAUUUUUCACGUCAACACCGUAGGCCAGUUGCUUAUGAGUUUUGACGUGUCGUCUAGCAAACAAGCCUUGGCCUUCGGGGACUCUGGGGGAUGUGUGCACCUUUGGUCCGAUGCUCCCGAAGUUUCAUUUAAUGAUUAUUCCCGGGAGACAGAGUUUGCCCUGCCUUGCAUUGUGGACACCCUGCCUCAGCUGGACUGGAACCACGACCUGCUGCCCCUCUCACUUAUCCCCAUGCCGCUGACCAGCACAGAGCCGCUGCUGUCAGACUGGCCUGCUGCAUUGGCUACACCAAGCCCCAGACGAGCUCCGCCUGCGGACCCGGAAAUCCUACGCACAAUGAAAACUGUUGGUUUCAUCGGUUAUGCAGUAAAUCCUCGUACCCGCCCUCGUAAUCAGGUUCCUUACAAAAUUAAAGACAUUGAGCAAGAUUAUGACAGUUACAACCAGGUCCCUGAAUCACCCAUUGGGCGUGAUGAAGAGCCACACCUCUACAUGGUGCCCAAAAAAUACAGAAAGGUCACAAUUAAAUACUCAAAACUUGGAUUGGAGGACUUUGACUUCAAACAUUAUAACAGAACGUUGUUUGCUGGUCUGGAGCCUCACAUCCCCAAUGCCUACUGUAACUGCAUGAUCCAGGUAUUAUAUUUCCUGGAGCCAAUCCGGUGUUUAGUGCAGAAUCACUUGUGCCAGAAGGAGUUUUGUUUGGCCUGUGAGCUCGGCUUCCUCUUCCACAUGUUGGAUUUGUCACGAGGAGAUCCAUGUCAGGCCAGUAACUUCCUCCGAGCGUUUCGUACCAUCCCCGAAGCGUCGGCGCUCGGGCUGAUCCUUGCAGACUCAGACGAGCAAACGGGAAAAGCCAGACUCGGUCGCCUAAUCCAAAGCUGGAAUCGCUUCAUCCUCACCCAGCUCCACCAGGAGACACAGGAGCAGGAGGGCCCACAGGCUUACAGGGGAGCCAGCAGCAGUACUCUGGGCUCCUCUGGUGAGUCUGUCAUUGGGAAACUGUUUGGAUGUGAAGUUGAGAACAGCAGCCUGUGUCGUUGCGGCAAGGAGACGGUCCGCUCCUCCCUCACGCUGCUCUUCACCAUGCAUUACCCUGAACAGAACUCUCAGGAAAAAAUGGUGAAGGAAUAUGAGUUUGCUGAGAUCUUGAAGAAGAGCAUCUGUCUGGAGCAGAGCACUCAGGCGUGGUGUGAAAACUGUGAGAAGUAUCAGCCAACAGUGCAGACACGCAACAUUCGAUGCCUACCAGAUGUUCUGGUCAUCAACUGUGAGGUGAACAGCGCCAAAGAGGCUGAAUUCUGGAAGGUUCAGGCGGAGUAUGCGUUCAACAAGGCCAUGCAGAAGGAGGCGAUGGAACCUGCAAAACCUAAAGAACCCCCGCCCAUGCCCACCGAAUGGUGCUUGGAUGGGGAGGAGGUGUGCAGUAUGGAGGGCUUCACCUUUGACACGCGGGCGGAGGAUCUGCGACACGUCUGGAUCCCUCUCACUCUCAAGAUGUCCAUCAGCAAAAGUCAGGGAUUGGAGAUCAGCAGCUGGCCUGAAGGAGAGGAGUUAAGUGCUGCAGAGGAGGCGGAGGGGGCUUCUCUCUAUGACCUGGUGGUCACGGUGCCUCACGUCCUGGACGCUCGCACGGGUGGAAACUUGGUAGCACACAUUAAAGUGGGAGAAACUUACCAUCAGAGAAAAGAGGGGGUCACGCACCAACAGUGGUACCUCUUCAAUGAUUUCUUAAUUGAGCCAAUUGACAAGACUGAAGCCGCUCAGUUUGACGUGAGCUGGAAAGUGCCCGCCAUCCUUUACUACGCCAAGAGGAACUACCACACCAAAUACGACCUCCGCAUUAAAAAUCCCAUAGAUGCUAGUGUGCUGCUGACGGAGGCCUCGUUGGCUCGGAAGCAGAGGAAGAGUCACGCCACCUUCAUCCCCCUCAUGGUCAGCGAGAUGCCGCAGGCUGGUGACCUGGUGGGGCUGGACGCCGAGUUUGUCACGCUCAACCAGGAAGAGGCAGAACUCCGCAGUGACGGCACCAAGUCGACCAUCAAGCCCAGUCAGAUGUCUGUGGCCAGGAUCACCUGUGUGAGGGGUCAGGGGCCCAACGAGGGGGUGCCCUUCAUCGAUGACUACAUCUCCACUCAGGAACAGGUUGUCGACUACCUGACACAAUAUUCUGGCAUCAAACCAGGAGACCUGGAUGCAAAGAUUUCUUCAAAGCAUUUGACCACACUGAAGUCCACUUACUUGAAGCUGCGCUUCCUCAUUGACACAGGAGUUCGCUUUGUUGGCCACGGUUUACAGAAGGACUUUCGGGUCAUCAAUUUAUUAGUGCUGAAGGACCAAGUGAUCGACACUGUCUACCUGUUUCAUUUACCCCGUAAGAGGAUGAUUUCUCUGAGGUUUCUUGCCUGGUACUUUCUAGACCUCAACAUCCAGGGGGAAACCCACGACAGCAUAGAGGACGCCCGCACCGCUCUGCAGCUGUACAGGAAGUACCUGGAGCUGAGCCGUGGAGGUGGGACAGACGAAGUGAGGAAGGUCCUGAAGGGACUCUACGAAAAAGGCCGCCAGCUGGACUGGAAAGUCCCGGAUUCGGACACAGGAGAUGGUCAAGGUAGCCCAAAAAGUGCUGCUGUGUUUCCCUCUGUGAUGGGGCUGUGAGCUGCACCCCGACACGUUCCCGCUGCAGAACCACGACUGAUCAGUUAGUUUGCUGUUCUUCUUUUGUACUUUGCAUUUAGUUUUGCAUUGUGUACGGCAUUUGUGAAAGUCACAGUGGCCAGUGAAGUCCACAUCAGCUCAGACGCAGUUUUAGUCAUGUCAACUUUUGUACUUUUUGUCUAGGAAAGAUUUGCAGAUAAAGGAAAUGAAUUUGUAUUUUAUGGUUUUUGGAGCCUUUUUUUAAAUAAAUAAAUAAAUAAAUAAAUACUGCAUAUUUGAUGUAAAUAAAUAAACAUCAUGAGACCUAACAGACAGAUUGUGUUACACACCAGGAAAUGUGAGACAAGUUUUACAUUAGUGCAUCAUCAUAAAAACAGCUGACACACCACAGUGUGUACAAAGAACAAUGAAUUUAGGUUUGGCUGCUUCACAUCUUUACACAAAGUUUGUAGUGUUAUGUGCGCUUGGUUUCAGAUUUCCCUCUUAAUUUUCCUGACGGCUUUGAUAACAUUUACUGGCAGAUUGGGGCCGUUCCCAGUUUGUGUAAAAUCUCCACUAGCAUUUAAAUCCCAGGCAUUCAGAGUACAAAGACAAGGCUUCACACGAGCCUCAGCCUGUGAAAUGCUUUUUUGCAUACAUUUGUUUCAAAGAUCUGAAAUUAAAAUAAAAAGAGGACGAGGACAAAUGUGUUGGAUGUGGUUUACAGGCAGGUAGUUUUUUUUUUGUUUGUUUGUUUUUUGGUGUGUUUGUGCAUAUCAAUAAACAUAGUGAGUAAAGAAAGAUUAAAAAAAGCAAGUCUUUGAGCAUUAAUAGAAGACUGACAAAGAAAUAUAAAAAAUGUGCAACAUGUUAUUUUAAUGGAAAAAAAUGUGCAUUUUUGUGCAUAAAUGUUGGGCAUACAAUCAUGUUGCAAACUCUUCACCAGUUACACAAACAGAUAAACGUGUGGUUCAAAAUGCACAAGUUGUACCUUCUUACUUUGACAGAUUUUACUCAACACAAAACAAAAAUGUGAAUGUAUACAGUUUAUUAGAGGUAAUUUGUCAUAUCUAUGUAUAAAAAUUGGGGCACCUUUUUUAGGAUCUACUUAAUUUUUUAACACAAUUUUAUCCAAGUAGACUUUUUUGCAGCAGCAGGCGUGACUCAUCCUUUAAAACGCACACAAAAACAAGCUGUUUUUAGAGAGUUACGUUUAGGAUUAGAGUAGUCUCUGGGUUUUCUGAACAGCAGAAAAUCUCACUGGCACAACAGUCAAAAACUUAAAACCUAAACAGAUUUUCGAAAUGCUUUUCCUUCAGCAGGAUUACAAAUGCAGGACUGAUAAGUCAACACACACAAUGCUGCUUUACUGGUUUUACUGUUACUUAAGUAAAAUAUCUGAAUACUUCUCCCUACUCUGACCGAUGAGGUCCUGUCUCGGAGUAAUGGCGCCCUCUGCUGACGGUAGUCGGCGUCGUAUUUCACGUUUUAGCUGCACUUUAAGCCACCAGUGUUUACCUCCGAUUAUUGUAUUUUGUUCAUUUAUCUUUUUUUGUAAAAGACUAUGGAACCUUUUUGGGAAGUUCGGUAUUUUAUACAUUUAUAAACAUUUUUAAAACUCAAUUAAAGUAAACACUACCUACAGCAUAUGGAGUCAAAAGCAGGAAACGUCCCCUGCAGCUGUUACACUCUGAUAUCCCCAAAAAACAUACUUUGUUACCUGUGUGGACACACUGGAAAAGCUCAUCGUCGCCUCUGUUUCAGCUCACCUGAACAUAACCGCACAAGAAGCCAAACAUACACAGUCAAUAUUGCAAACUGUUUAUUCGUAGGAAAUGAAAAGUGUGCAAUUCAGUGAGUGGGAGAAAGAGCAGAGAGGGAUGUCGGGGACGGUCAAUGUCUUUGGUCCAUAUUUUGGUGGAGGGGAUGUCGACGAAUCAGUGGGAGACAAGAAAAGGCACUUGAGUUUACAGUCGUCUCAGAAAAAGGUUGUCUCGAGAAGCAACAUGGGGUCUACUGGUAGAAUGAACAAACUUGGUGUUUUAACCUUCAUUAUGACUAAUAUGAAUAUCACAUACAAAAUGGCCCAUGUGAGCACAAAAUUAUAUAGCUACAUAUACAGUAUGUAUAUACAGUAAGAAGUCAGAAAAUUAAGCGGGGCUGGGAGGAGGAAGAAGAAAGGUGGACUGUUGGGUGUACCCCCUUUGGAAUUACAAACAGAGGAAAGAAAUGAAAAGGCAACUUUAAACAUGACAAAAUUACUUCUUUGGCGACAACCGAAUAUUCCUACAGUUUGGAAUGUCAAACUUAAAGAAGAAGCAUUGAAAGUGAGACAGACGAAAUCAGGUGAGAAAAACCAGUCCAGCACCUCUAAACACCAGAGACACGCUAGAAUAAAAGAUGACAAUUCGUUUAUCAUCUGCAGCUUUGAUCAAAUAAAGGGAUAAGGUUAAGAUCAAGUGAAUCAUGAAUCUUAAAUUUGUCACCUCUGUAAGCAUUUAAAGGGGUAGUUCGACAUUUUAGGAAAUGCAUGGGGCCUGACUGUCCAAGACUAACAAAGUCUGCCUACCAGCACCUCUAAAGCUCAGCCUAGUGCUCUAUUUUUUAUUUAUUUUUUUUUAAACUAUUUUUACACUAAAACAAAUGACAGUGAGCUUUAGGAGAGCUGGGAGGUGAAUUUUGUUUUAUUAGGACUGGAAACAAAAGUGUCACCCCCCCCAAUUUCCUAGACCCAUGAGGAAGGAAUGAGUAUAUCAAAAUGUCAAACUAUCCCUUAAAGCCAAAAGGUAAGUUUGCGAAUAAGUUAGCGUUUUUUUCUC
Scatophagus argus is the source of this 6603-nucleotide messenger RNA. It is a transcript of the gene pan2, whose product is annotated as poly(A) specific ribonuclease subunit PAN2. The record is from RefSeq and is a predicted model, not a curated record. The coding region runs from base 173 to 3805 and encodes 1210 amino acids. The transcript is spliced from 26 exons. Gene Ontology annotation, biological process: mRNA processing; nuclear-transcribed mRNA poly(A) tail shortening. Gene Ontology annotation, cellular component: PAN complex; P-body. NCBI's taxonomy places the organism in Eukaryota, Metazoa, Chordata, Actinopteri, Scatophagidae. Gene Ontology annotation, molecular function: protein binding; nucleic acid binding; poly(A)-specific ribonuclease activity.